UUCCUCCCUCGCGCUGACACUCCCGCCUUCGCCCGGCCCUCCCCGCGCUUUACGGCCCGGCACGCCACUUUUACUGCAGUCGCUCCCGCCGCCGCCGUUGCCCCCGCCGCCGCGGCUGCUGCAGCUCGGGUCCCUUCUGCGGUGCCGCAGGGAGGCCGCCCGGGCCAGGCGAGCCGAACCAAUGCUGGACCUGGAGGUAGUGCCCGAACGCUCUCUGGGGAACGAGCAAUGGGAAUUCACGCUGGGAAUGCCUCUGGCUCAGGCAGUAGCCAUUCUUCAGAAGCACUGUCGCAUCAUCAAAAACGUCCAGGUUCUCUACAGUGAACAGUCUCCUCUAAGCCAUGACCUCAUUCUUAACCUGACUCAGGACGGAAUCAAACUAAUGUUUGAUGCUUUCAAUCAGAGACUUAAGGUGAUCGAAGUAUAUGAUUUGACUAAAGUAAAGUUAAAAUAUUGUGGCGUGCAUUUUAAUUCUCAGGCCAUAGCUCCUACCAUUGAACAGAUUGACCAGUCUUUUGGCGCAACCCAUCCUGGAGUGUACAACUCCGCUGAGCAGCUCUUCCAUCUCAACUUCAGAGGACUGUCUUUCUCUUUUCAGUUAGACUCAUGGACUGAGGCUCCAAAGUAUGAGCCCAAUUUUGCCCAUGGCCUGGCUUCUCUCCAGAUACCCCAUGGAGCAACUGUAAAACGAAUGUAUAUCUACAGUGGCAACAGCCUACAGGAUACAAAGGCUCCCAUGAUGCCUCUGAGCUGUUUCCUGGGCAAUGUCUAUGCUGAGAGUGUAGAUGUUCUUCGAGACGGAACUGGACCUGCAGGUUUACGACUUCGCCUACUUGCUGCAGGUUGUGGACCUGGCCUAUUAGCAGAUGCCAAGAUGCGGGUAUUUGAACGUUCAGUGUAUUUUGGUGAUUCCUGCCAAGAUGUUCUUAGCAUGCUUGGCUCUCCACACAAAGUCUUCUAUAAAUCAGAAGACAAGAUGAAAAUUCAUUCUCCUUCCCCUCAUAAACAAGUUCCAUCGAAGUGCAAUGACUACUUUUUUAACUACUUCACUCUUGGAGUGGACAUCCUCUUUGAUGCGAAUACACACAAAGUGAAGAAGUUUGUUCUACAUACCAAUUACCCUGGGCAUUAUAAUUUCAACAUUUAUCAUCGCUGUGAGUUCAAGAUCCCACUAGCCAUAAAGAAAGGGCUGGGGCCACAGGUAGGCUGUCUUCUCUUUUCAGAAAAUGCAGAUGGUCAGACAGAAACAUGCACGACCUACAGCAAGUGGGACAACAUCCAGGAGCUCCUGGGCCACCCUGUGGAGAAGCCUGUUGUCCUGCACAGGUCUUCCUCUCCAAACAACACCAACCCAUUUGGUUCCACAUUCUGCUUUGGUCUUCAGCGAAUGAUCUUUGAGGUCAUGCAGAACAACCACAUUGCCUCGGUGACCCUGUAUGGCCCCCCUAGGCCUGGUAGCCACCUGAGAACAGCAGAGCUCCCCUAGGGACACCACCACCCAUGCCCCUCUGUCCCAUGGAACUGUGCAUCACAUCCUGCUCAGUGGGCCUCUGUACCACCCUGUGGGUUUUCUUGGACACCUGGCCAGUGUUGAAGGGCUGUUGUGAUGUUCUGAGGUUGGGCUCAGGCUGGGUGCUCUGCCAUGGGCUGAGUGGCCCAGAUAUUCCUCUGUCCAUCCUUGGCCUGCUGGUGCCAGCAGGGGACACAGACUGCAAAGAGAAGCACAAAGUUUGAGCCUUGAUUCCUGGACCCAGGAGCUCUCAACUAACAAGCAAGGAGGCAGGACACGUCAACCCUUGUCCCAUGCACAUUGGGAAGACUUGGGGCUCUUUCUGUGACUGAGGACACAGGCACCCAGGAUAAGGACAAGGUCCUGCCUUUGGCCCCACAUUGCCACAUGUCCCUUAAGGCAAGCAGGUAGCGUGUCCAUAGUACUUGGUUGCGACAUUUGCACUACAUCCACUUUAGUUACUUGAUGAGCUGGCUGUGGCCAGGGUGGCCCACCUGCCCUUCCCUGUUCCUUUCUUGCACGCGCUCCCUGCCUGGGCACACCAAACUGGUUGAAACACAGCUUUCUACCAUCCAGGUACAUGCCCAGGCCUGGUUCUCACCCCUGUUGGAGUCAGCUUUCAAGAUUGCCUGUGUCCCUGCUCUGCCCCAUCCUGGCUGGCAGGGCUGCAUGUUUCCAUCCUGUUUGCCUCUUUUAUUUAAUGCCAAAGUUUUAGCCAAAGACAUCUUCCUACUUUUGUUGUGUUUCAGCAUUCUGUUCUGCACUGUGGGCUGGCUCUCUGCCGCAACCCUGGGCACUGGCCCCUGGCUGGGCCAUUUCAUGGCUCAAAGCCUCUGGGGGCUCAAGGAAGGCUGGGCUGCUCAGUCCCUUCAUGGGUCUUGCUAAUGGAAAGUAGCAUAUAUGUGCUUUAAAAAUAUUAAUCCUUUUGAAAAGAAUUGAGAAGAGAAAUGUAUAAUUUUAUCCCAUUUUUAAUAUUUUGGUCUAGCAACUUGUGAUACAUAGAUGACAAUUUUGUGAGUUUUUCAAAUGUGUGUACAGAUUUUUGUAAAUAUGACUCUUUUGUAAUUAACUCAUGUACAGCCUCAUCCUGUAUAGUUUAAUGAUGAAUGUGCAGGGGACCUGUCUCAGGCUCCUAUAUGGUUCCUGGGCCUUAUAGCCAGGUUUGUGUGGCGCUCCCAUGACUUUUGUGACUGACUGGUGUCUUCCCAUUUGGACUGUGGCCUGGCCAGAGCCCCUUGCAUAUCCCCACUGUCAGGGGCAGCCAGGACUGUUCCCAUCCUCCUGGAAUGGGGGAACCUUCCUUAUCCCCUGCCCACAUCCCCUCUCCAAUAAAGCACCUGUGCCCUCAGCAAUGGCCUGCCAUGUGCUGUUGCUGGGAUGUUUGUACCAAG
Messenger RNA from Pongo pygmaeus (Bornean orangutan), 2901 nucleotides. It is a transcript of the gene PHAF1, whose product is annotated as phagophore assembly factor 1. The coding region runs from base 182 to 1486 and encodes 434 amino acids. Lineage: Eukaryota; Metazoa; Chordata; Mammalia; Primates; Hominidae. Gene Ontology annotation, biological process: Golgi to plasma membrane protein transport. The record is from RefSeq and is a predicted model, not a curated record. The transcript has 17 exons. Gene Ontology annotation, cellular component: trans-Golgi network; dendrite; synaptic vesicle membrane.